Messenger RNA from Pelobates fuscus (common spadefoot toad), 1804 nucleotides. It is a transcript of the gene GJD4, whose product is annotated as gap junction protein delta 4. The transcript is spliced from 3 exons. The record is from RefSeq and is a predicted model, not a curated record. Bases 39 to 1151 code for a protein of 370 amino acids. Gene Ontology annotation, biological process: cell-cell signaling. Gene Ontology annotation, cellular component: connexin complex. NCBI's taxonomy places the organism in Eukaryota, Metazoa, Chordata, Amphibia, Anura, Pelobatidae. Gene Ontology annotation, molecular function: gap junction channel activity.
GUAAGGCUACAGAGGUGGCAUCCAAUGUCUAUGCGAUAAUGAAUUAUCUGGACUCCAUGGGAUUUUUAAUUAUUACGUUCAACUACAAUGUGACUCCAAUUGGAAAGAUUUGGCUGACGAUAAUGGUAUUGCUUCGUAUGGCGAUGGCAGUGUUUGCUGGAUACCCGCUCUACCAAGAUGAGCAGGAGAGGUUUGUCUGCAAUACUUUGCAGCCUGGUUGUGCCAACGUGUGCUACGAUAUCUUCUCUCCUGUUUCCUACAUGAGAUACUGGCUCAUUCAGACCGUGAUCGUCUUUUUACCUUAUGCCCUGUUCUGCGUCCACGUUUUAAACAAGGCUACAAAACACAUGACCGUCACAAAUGAUCACUACAGGAAAGAUGACCCCCCUUGUUAUCAUAGUGUAGGUCUGCAUAUGGAGAUUCCUGAUUUCUCCCUGGCCUACACCAUUCAUCUUCUUUUAAGAACUUUGAUUGAGGCCGGAUUCUGCGCCGGGCAGUAUUUUCUUUACGGAAUCUUAGUUCCAAAGCGGUUUAGUUGCUCCCAGUCCCCUUGUACAAGCAGUGUCGAUUGUUACAUCUCAAGACCGACGGAAAAAUCCUUAGUGAUGAUUUUUAUCUGGGCAACUAGUGCGGUAUCUCUUGUACUAGGCAUGAUAGAUCUAAUUCACGUAAUUCACCGAAAAAAAAAAUCCGAGACCUUUAGGAGAGAGCUGUUGUUACUGGAAAACGAUUCGAUGAAAGGUGGUUGUUGCUCCAACACGCCUCCAAAUGCAAAAUUAUCUGAAACGCCCGAGCAAAUGAUUUCGUAUUCCGAUUGUCCUUCCAACAACCUCAGUCGGAAAAUCAGUGUACACGCAAAAGGAGACUCUCAUUCUCUGCCGUCCUGCGAGGGAGAAACCGCUUCUUUUCAAACAGACAACUCCCAUCAAGAAAUGGGAAAGUCCAACAUGAACACCAACAGCAAUAAGGCAUGUCCUUGGCAGGUUAGCAUCACGCCACCUAGUGGCAGUGCAAACACAGGCGAGCAUCACACUAUCAUUCAAAGACAGCCACAUUGCAAAAAAGAACAUUCCAGUGAUCCCAAUCUGUUGAAUUCAUCUCAAUCUGAGAGUAACACAACUUCGAAACCCACAAAAUCAGAAUGGGUUUAAUGUACAUAGGUAGUGGAAGUAAUAUUUUUUUCCCAUCUAUAACGCCUUCAUAUGUUUCCUUCGCAACCAUUUCCCAACUAUAUCAACCUCCUGCCCUUGUUGCCCUCUCUAUCCCCAUAAACCAUUUGCCCCUCUGUCAACUACCUGACAUUUUUAAUUCUAAAACCUGUGAGUUUUUCACUACCCCUUUAUCUCCCUCCAGCUAUUUCCCCUCUCUCACCCAAAAAGUAACCUUUAUUCUUCUCAAUAGGAGGGUGUAGAUUUGGGGGAACAGGGUAAAGAGGUUGGGGUAUUUUGAUUAUGCAUUGAACCAGUCAUACCAGCAAUGUCUCUAUCCUUCCUUUAUAUGUUAUAUUAAUACUUAUGUGUUUGCACGAUUAAUGUGUUGCUAUGUGAUUUUAACAUUGUAAUCAGUUGACCUGUAGAAUACCUAGCUUUUCUUAUUUUAACAAGUGUUUAAAAAUGACAGGUAGAAAACAUUUAUAUUUUUCGUAGAGAUGCGUAUGAUUCAUUCGUAUUUUAAAGAUGACUUAUUUUGUAGAUGACAAAUGUCCAAGAGAUCUAGUAGUCAAUUCACUGAACUCAAUCAAUCCAAGGGGUGAAAUUCAGACAAUUAUCCUCUUAAGUCGUCAGAAUUCAGCCAUAAUAAGCCA